Messenger RNA from Hermetia illucens (black soldier fly), 770 nucleotides. RefSeq lists its product as uncharacterized. The transcript has 2 exons. Bases 347 to 658 code for a protein of 103 amino acids. The record is from RefSeq and is a predicted model, not a curated record. NCBI's taxonomy places the organism in Eukaryota, Metazoa, Arthropoda, Insecta, Diptera, Stratiomyidae.
UAGCAAUUCAACCUAGAAGCAUCUGAACUUAUAAUCUCCUAACGUGGACUUUGGUUGCGGCUCCGUGGCUUUGAAUAGGCCUAAUAAUUAGUUGGAUCGGCCACGUAAAACGUUCUACCAAGAUAACUUCUUUGCCAUGUCAUUUCCAUACAGCACAGUUUGCAUGAUAAGAAGAAUUUAGCGAGAUAAUUACUAAUAGAAAUUCUGGGAAUAAUUGACCUCCACCAGCGUCCGACGAUCUGGGCUUGGAAAACUUGGUAUAUAAAAGCGCAGAGCGUUUAUCGAGCUAUCAGUUUCGUUGCAAAGUUCUUAAGAUCGCAGAAGAUCCUAAAGUAGUUUUUCCAGGAUGAAGUUUGUUAGUGUUUUACCAUUCUUGUUGGUUGGUGUGUGCGUUAUUAUUGGAAGUGUGGAAGCCAGACCUCAACAGUUACAGAAACGCGCGGAGCAAAAUGAGGGUUUGGAGUCAAGUGCAGAGGACGACCUGAAAGGAGCUGCUUCUUCGUAUAGUUUCGAGUACUACCCGGACACUUACCCAUAUACUUAUCGUUAUCGCUACAGUAACCCUUACUAUGGAUAUUACCGAUAUGGCGCUCCAUACUACUCAACGAGCUACUACCGUGGUGGACUCGGCGGAUUUUAUAGUGGACUAUUUUACUAAUUAUUGGAGACAAGGAGCUGCUAUUUAGUUUUCUUUUUUCUAUUCUAUACCAAAGUUCUGUAUUUGUAACCUUAUUCAACAAAUAAAAACAUUAAAUCUUAUAUGAGGGGAA